This is a messenger RNA of Cuscuta campestris, 1319 nucleotides long. NCBI's taxonomy places the organism in Eukaryota, Viridiplantae, Streptophyta, Magnoliopsida, Solanales, Convolvulaceae. The record is from the annotation of a GenBank genome assembly.
GCUCAUCCUGAGGUUAUUAACGUAGAGAGAGCUCUGCAUUUUGGCAAGGACAGGGGCAUUGGGAAAGAAACAGCAAAACCAAGUGAGGUUAAUGUCCUUGAAGUGAUUGCCAAAGGAGAGACUGUGUUUGAUGCUCAAAAAAGUCCCUCUCUUGAUGCUAAAGACAAGCUUGAACUUGAAGAAAAGCAUUUGCAUUCAAGCUUAUUUCUGAACACAUACAAAGGAGAGGCAAAUCCUGUCACACUCUCUGAUUCCCAUUCUAACAUCCUGCCGGGAACAGAACCUUCACAAGUGGAGUUACAACCAAAUCAAAUUGGAGAUCUUAAACUAGAUAAGCAGAACAUUAACCCUAAUCUGAUUUCUUGCUUCAUUGAAACUGAUAAGCUGGAGGGGAACAAUUCUCCAGAAGAGGCUUCCCAACGAUAUAAUAUUCAAUACCCCCACUACCAAGCGUGCUUUUAUCCCCAUUUGCUGCUGAAUUUAUCCCCUUAUGCUGCUCUUUUUAAUCAUGUGGAAGACCUCGGGAGCUCACUCAAGAAUGAUGAAUUUGACAAGAUUAAUGAUGGGAACAAGGUACUCUGCAACAAUGCAUUAGAAGAAAUUAGGAAGGAUAGAGAAGGGCCUAUUCUAUACACGCACUCGGAAGGAAUUGGAGAAGGUCAAUCAACUUCUAGGCCACCACUCUUUGAUGGCACCAACUACUCUUAUUGGAAGGAACGGAUGAGAAUUUAUAUUCGUUCCACCAACUUCCAAUUGUGGUUGGUGAUCAAAAAUGGCGAAGAAAUCCCUAUGAAGAAAGUGGGAGAAACCACGGUCCCGAAGACGGAAAACGAAUUUGAUGCCGAGGACAUCAAGAAGAUUAAAAACUAUGCAAAGGCCAUCAACAUGCUAUAUUGCACGGUCAACCCCGAUGACUACCGAAAGAUCUCCUGUUGCACAACCGCCAAGGAGAUGUGGGACAAGCUUGAAGUGACGUACGAAGGUACCGAUCAAGUUCGUGAAGCCAAGAUCGAUUUUCUCACCCAAGAGUACGAAAUGUUCUGAAUGAAAGAAGGUGAGAAAAUCGAUGACAUGUUCGACCGGUUCUCAAAGAUCAUCAACGAUCUUCAUGCUUUCAAAAAGACUUACACCAACAAGGAUCUCGUGAUGAAAAUCCUGCGGAGUCUCACACCCGAAUGGAGGUCAAAAGCCGAUGCAAUCUACGAAUCCAUCGGAGUCUCCAACGUCACCAUCGACGGGCUAAGAGGUAACCUUAAAACCUAUGAAUCUACUAUUCUAACCCCGUCUUUGGAUGAACAAAAGAAAAAGGGGAUAGCUCU